AUGUCGUACCUACGUUUUGUAGUAAGCGUUCUUGCAAUGAACUAUAUAUUUUUAUGUGCCGGACAAAAUUUAUUAGAGAGAAGACGUGAAGUAAGCACUACAACAACACCUAUUCCCUUUCCGCCAUGUCGGGCCGAUGACAUCGACUGCCUGCGGCGUGGUUUGAGAACAUUCUUCAACCUCAUGGAUUCAGGUCAUUACGGAAUGACGCCCGUGGACCCGAUUUACAUAAACAGUGUCGCCAUCGCGUUACCCGAGCAGCAACUAUCCUUCUUAUUGAGGAAAGUCAUUGUUACCGGUAUCAGUUGGACCAAACUGGUCGACAAAAGAUUCCAUGAAAACGGAAUUAAAAAUGGAGUACUAUUUAGUAGCGACUUGCAUGUAACCGGAGAUCUAGUCAUGGCGAAAGCGGAUAUAUACGAACCCUUAUUCGCACAUAUGACCAUGGACAUCCAGGGUGUUCAAACUAACAUAACAUAUUCGUGGGAUGUUGAAAAAAAAAAAGAUAACGAGUAUUACAUUUCGUUGGGACAAGAGCGUAUCGCAAUCAGAAACGGACGUCUACCAACUUUCUUCCUUCAGCCAAGGGCAUCAGCAGAUACAAAAAUCAUAGAUAAAACGUUGCAAUUAAAGCCUUCAAUUGUAGACCACUUUUCGGAAGAAAUAACUGCAGCAGCAAUGCGGACUGUCAUGGACAAUAUCCGACUGUUUGCUCAAACAGUACCAGUGAAAUACUAUUACAAACUCUUUUAA
Molecule: messenger RNA, 753 nt
Organism: Bombyx mandarina (wild silkworm)
Lineage: Eukaryota; Metazoa; Arthropoda; Insecta; Lepidoptera; Bombycidae
Source: RefSeq, a predicted model, not a curated record